Molecule: messenger RNA, 2260 nt
Organism: Blastomyces gilchristii SLH14081
Lineage: Eukaryota; Fungi; Ascomycota; Eurotiomycetes; Onygenales; Ajellomycetaceae
Exons: 1
Coding region: 83-1258 (391 amino acids)
Source: RefSeq, a predicted model, not a curated record
UUAGAAGAAGCUUGCGGGGAAUGCACCACAUUGCCAAAAAAAAAGCAAGAAAAAGAAAACAAUAUUGGCAAGGAUCCAAUAAAUGAAUAUCAAAAUGGCGGAUCCAUCACGAUCUCACUCUCACACACAUUCACGAUCUCGCGUCCUACCCACUGGGUCAGUUGCUGGUGAUGAUGAUUCUUCACACUCAAGCUCUGUCAGUGGACAUCCUCCUGGAGCAUUUGAAAGCUCCAUUAAUGAACCUCCCGAAACACCCUUCCAAUUCGAAUCUGGUUUGAAUACAGCCCCUGACACAGUCAGGCCGGCCCCCCGAUCUACCCGACAGCUUGAUGAAGCUGGCUCUCAUGAUGAGAAUACCGGUCACCCAGGUGUCUACCGUUCGGGCGAGGCCAUAUCAGACCAGCAGAUGCAGCAUCUUAUGAUGACAUUUGAGAUGGAGAAGGAGAGGCGUAGAGCCCUAGAGCUCAAAUUACAACUGGAAAAACUCCGUCAACAGAGAUCCUCUAAGAAUCAAUCUCAGGAUGUCAACAAUCAUCCUCCCACCACUUCUACGGCCCGUACGCCCACAUGGGAUCCCAAUCUCGGUGAAAGGUUGGAAUACAACCUCUAUGAUCCGGAUAGCCGUGUUGGCAAGGCAAUCUCCCAAUUCAAGGAAGAUGUCAAGAAUGCUGUGAGGCCAAACAGUCUAACCGGCACAUCCAACUACACCACCUGGAGCAUCUCCAUGAAAUUGAAACUAGUUGAUGCACAGUGUUGGAAUAUAAUAGAGAAACAGCAGGCCCAGAACCCCCUUCAAGAUGUUGAAUGGGCUCCUUUUUGGGAUGCUAGGAACCGAUGGCUCUACACAUUCAUUUCGAACUCAUUGGGUGCCGGCGUCAGGCCACAUUUUUACAAAUAUGAUGAGGAUCGGAUCGCUUAUACCCUCUGGCAUGCAAUCGAAGAGGAAUACUCCAUCCCAAAGACACAAUUACGCCGUGAGGCAGUCCUGGAAUUCACCUCACUUGGUGGCACGCAGGUCACUAACCUGCACAUGUUCUUUGAUAAGUUCCGGGCCGCUAUCAUGAAAUUGGAGAUGAUGGAUGCUACCCCCCCAGAUGCGUGGGUAUUUGACAUCUUCUACUCUGCCCUCCCCAACAAUUGGAGAGGAUAUGUUCAAAAGAAGAUUGAGGAGAUACAAGAAUCCAAAUCAACAGCUGUGGUGUUGGAUGUUCAUCUUCUCAUGGAGGAGAUCCGCAAGGUUUACACCUUCCACAUUUAGGUUUUGAAAUUUGUUUCCCCUGAAUUUCUUUCUAGUAUGUUUUAACCCUUCCUACCUCCUUUUUUUCAUAUCUUUCAUAUAUAUAUACAUUCCUGUGUUCAUAUUUCAAAAUUUCUCAUAAAUAUAUCAUACGAAAGAUAUAUACACAUAUAUAUAUAUUUUAUAGAGCUCCUCGUACCGUCUAUGUUUGCAAUUUUUUAUUUUACUUUUUAUUUUAUGCCUCUUUGAAAACAUUACCGCUCGUGGAUUUGAUUGGUAUAGUUGGCCGUGUGCGAGCUGUCAGAUAUGUGUCUUAUGAAAGGUUAGCUAUCUACAAAUGUCGCACAGCUAUCCGUAUUCAUUUAUUUAUAUGAUGAUAGCAUGGGUGGAUUUGUACUUUAGCAACCACAGCAUCAACCUCGAAGCUGAACAACGUCCCUCGUUUCUGAAUACGCUUCCGCAUUUCUUCGUUUGAGCGGCCACAUUAUUCGAAGGGGCUGUUAGAAGCUCUUAACUCUUAACUAUAUAUUCUCUGCGGUUUCCUUUGACUGUGAUAUUGCUUGCUUUCCCUCCAAACCAGGCGCCAUGAACACCCAAUGAACUCAAUUGCAGUGCUAUCCCUGGAUAACUCCCUAUUCACAGUAUGACCAUAAUCUGACCACAUCUUUGUUUGCCUCGAGACAAAUUCACAUCCACUGCGGGGAUAGUGGAUUUAACAUCCCCAGCCCUUCAGAAAUCGAGAAUGGGUGAAUGCCAUUGUAUGAAUGGGAGAGAAAAUGUAAUGUGGACUCUGCCUGAACUGCCUAUUAAUUCAUGCUCGCUAUUAUCGACUCUCAGAGGUCUAUGUAAUGAGAGGGCGGGCAUUGAUUAUAUCUCAAUGAGAGUGUUCACCUUUUCCUUCUUUAUUGUAUCACAACCACCUCCCCACAACGUUGGCUUAUCCUUAUAAAACAAUGAGAUCGUAUACACGAUGCACGUAUCACAAUAGUAUAUUGCCCAUAGAUAUAACACCCCAUCCCGCAC